Molecule: messenger RNA, 3299 nt
Organism: Prorocentrum cordatum
Lineage: Eukaryota; Dinophyceae; Prorocentrales; Prorocentraceae
Source: the annotation of a GenBank genome assembly
UUGCAGUGCCUCUGGAAUCGUGACUUCAGCUUGAUACGCAUUCCAUGCAAGCCAACAGAAAAUCGGUCAACCGCUUACAACGGCCAUCUGGACACAUAAAACCGAAAUGUCAGGAGCGAUCGCCGAAGCCUGCCUGCGGGAUUGGCGGAAGCAAGGUGCACCUGCAAGCAACUUAGAGCCCGACUGCGGCGCGCAAACCACGGGCGCCCCUCCAUACAUCAUCGCGCGAUUGGCAUUGCUCAGAAUCGAACCUCAAUCCAACUCAUGACUGUGCCACCCGCCAACAAACAGUUCCCUGGCAGCAUCGAUACGCUGCGCGGACAAUCAGUACAAUGAAAGCUGAUCCAAAAGGUAGUCGUAUCUUCGGGCGCGGCUCAACCAUCGCGAGCCCCCAUCUGACCUCGCAUCACGUCUCACCUCAGACACUCCUCCAGCUGGACUCAUACAGUACUGGCGAAUGUGCAGGGGGGACUCACUGGACUCCCAGAAUUGCGCGGGGCCCUGUAUCACGACGGCCCGAUUGACACCGCCCAAUGGGAGAGGUUUGGGGGCAGAUUCGGACAGCAUGUACCCAACUGCGUCACGACGGCUCGGUACGGCUCCACCUCACCGUCACGGGUCCCAGCCGACGUCUGGAAAUCCACAAACCUCUCAAGCGGAACUUGAAAAGCAAGUUGCACAGCAAAUGCACUCCCCACACACUCUACCUGAAAAAGCAUGCAAAAACCCUGACGCUUCUUUCUUUCGCAAGGUUGCCGCCUCGGCCCUCCCAGCCUCGCCGGUGUCCCCCGGCGGACAGGGGGAGACUAUAUAAGCACUAGAACCACGCGCGCUUCGCGCGCUUAGGUUCUAGUCAGAGCUACCCCACAUUUUACGGCUCUCGCUUUCGCUCGCCUGAUCGGCGACAGUGCGAAGUCCGCUGCAGGUGGGCGUUGCGAGUGUAGGCCAUCAGCGCGUAAAGCGGCAUCGCGUAAAGCAAACCAUCAGCGCGUAAAGGCCCAAGACCGUCAGUGCGUAAAGCGCGCGACGAAUGGUGUUCAAAGGAUGCGCUAUGCAAUGACAUAGCAUACGCUGACGAAGUAUGUGAUGUCAGCCGCGAAGCAUAUUACCCUCUUGGGGCCUCCUGGGGACCACCCAUCAGACUGUCGCAACGGCCUGUUCAAUAUAGAUGAACAGAUUGCACACCUAACAAAAACUCGCACUUGAAACUUCCGAUGCGCACGCCAGCGAUGGCAGUACGCAUGGGGUGCAAUUGAAGCGCACGGCCUUCGACUGCUGUUCUCUCCUACGAUCAGGCCCAAUGUUUUAAAACAUCGCCUGUUCCAUAUAUGAACGAGACGAUGUCAGGCAUCGACGAUGGUGGCAAUGAUGCGUGAAGAACUUGGGCUGUGGAGAACUGGCCCAAUGUGCAGACGCAGGGCCGUUGUCCAACUGGGGUUGCGGGAUGGGCUGCGCGAUGGGCACCUGGACUGAUACGCUGUGUUUCGGUUGGCGGUGCCAUGCUGACGCACGGCGGAUAACGCGGUGGGUCGCGCGGUGGCUGAACGGUGCGUGGUGGGUUGGCCGGUGGUUCCACAUAAACACAAACAACAUGUGUGACUGUUUGCUUAAAACGAGCCCGGCCCUGAGCCCGGCCCUCGCUGUCCGGAUGCCGCCCAGACCUCCCUUCUGAGUCAUCAGAUGCUCUCUUCUGACACCACUAGAAGCCUAUCAGUCUUCGCAGUUAGGUAACAAACAAACAAGUACCCGCGCGAGACGUCUCGGCUGGGCGCUGCGCCAGCCGCGUCUCGGCACGGCAUGGGCGCGCCCCUCUGAGCGCGCCAAAUCGGCACCACCAUUCCGCGGAGGAGGGACGGAGGGAAGGAAGGAAGGAGGAGGGGGCAAAAACGGAGUGAAGACGGCGGAUGAGGAGGAAGAGCGCCCUCACAACCGCUGUUGGCACAUACAUGGCGAGACCCGCAUCUUGUCACAGAUCUUGAGCGCCAGCUCCUCUGUGACUACAAUGUCGUCGUCGGCCGAGUGUGAGCGAAUGCUCUUGGCGCCCUCCCACGCCCUCAUUGUGUCGGCCGCUAUUGUCCAGUGUGCUGCCACUGCCUGGCAAGUGCCGUAUUGGAACUGCCAGCUGCUGCUGCCGACCUGGCCCGCCUGAAGGAUCUCGAUCGCGACAGCAGUCGGCUGCAUGAAGAUUAAGUUGGUGAAGCCCGAGCCCACUGGGCCGACGACGGUGUGGGCACCAGCGAAGAGGCGCACCUGCUCUGGGAGUGCCAACACCAUAUCAUGCACCAAUUUGUCGAACCUGCACCCGAUGUUUUCCCACUCCACCAGCCUCCGCCGGGCAGCGUCGGCGCGGGUGUGCAGCAACGAAUAACCUUCCGCGGGUCGGGCGCGCCGACCUUGCUCCACGCGGCGCACCGGACGUGGGCCAGGACGACGAACAUCGCAUCCCCGGGGGAUCUUGUUUUUGUUUUAUGCUGCCACUCCUGGCUGGGGCACCUGUCUGGCCUGUUGGAAGGGCCCCCAUUCACUAGCCACUUGGACUUGUCGCCCGUCCUCCAGAAAACGCCUCUGAUGACCUCCAGGCCCUCUGCAAUCGCGGCCUUCUGGGUCGAGAUGAGGCGCACCCCCAAGUGCUCGGCGCACCAAGUCAGCAAGGUGCCGUACCACUUCAUGGCCACGCCCUGCGUGAUCCACGCUUUGAUAGACGGGUCCUGGACGGUGCGCUUGAUGUAGUGCUGUAUGGACUCGUGGAAGGCAUGGCCGAUGUUGCCUGGGUCUGGGCUGCAGAGGAUAGCCACACCCUUGCCCUGCCGUACCUCCGACGGCUUGAGACCCACCCGCCAGGUCCGGCUCUCGUUCUGGACCGCGAACUCCCCGCACCCCCUUGCAGAGGGAUCCCGCUGGGUCGGCCGCUGGGGCUUCUCACCGGCGCUCUGCCCGCUGCUCUUUGCGCCGCUGGGUCGGCCAGGAGACGGCAAGCCGGCGACACCUGCACUGGGUGACGCAGGGCGCUUUGCCUUUGCCCAGGGAGCGGCUGCUGGUGCAUGGGCCGCCUUCGCUGGGGCGCCGAUCGCAGUGGGGCCUGCGUGGGCAAGGCUAGAAGUAACGACAGCCCCAAAAAGAACACCCGACAACCAAAACAUGCUGACCCGCAGACACAGCACGCGCCAAUCUCGUCCAGGCUUUGCCAUCACUGUUGGCUCGCAAUCACUGUGGCGAGCCAUCGCCCGUCAAUAUGCUGGGUACUGCCAGCGCUGCAUCAAUCAGUUGCUCGAAACGCAGCAACUUGAGCCAAAAUGGCU